CCCUCUACAGACGGGGGGUUGGGUAGCAUUGCGGAUUGGUUACUGCUCACCAACACACAGCCUGGGCUUGUUUUAACAUAACCAGGGGCACAUCGACAAGCAGGCAAAAAUAAUAAUAAUAACCAUGUAGUAAAUAAACUGCUGUGGCUGUUACAGGACCGGUUGUGGCUCACUGAAGACGUUGCGGCGUAAUGGAGCAGUCGGCUGUUAUUUUUUAUUUAAGGUGACAUUUUUUUAAGAGGGCCGACGCUGAUGAAGCGAGAAUGAGAGCCGUGCCUUGGCCUACUACUAGUGCUGCUGCAGCUGGGAUUGUGGAGAUCUGCUUUCACAAACCGAGAGAAACACUCGCCUGGUGCCACAUUAUCAAAGAGCAGCUGCUGGCUUCGCGAUGACCGACCUCCAAACGGAUGUAGGCAUGACAACAUGAAGCAGUCAUACAGACCGGGUCUUAGGGUAGGCUCAGUGUUUGGCUCAGGCCCGCCAGAGCUGAGGCCCCACAAUGGCCCUGUGAGCACUUCCUAUGGAAACCAAUGUGGCAUUGUGAAGCGAGGAUCAGACCAGUCAUCAACUGUGCAGCUGCCAUCCUCCAGCCUCAAACAACCCGCUUUACUAGGGUACAAUCAGACUAACCGAUCUAAAAGCUACAGUUCUUUGAGGAGGCCCUACGACCUGAACACUGCGAUCAACAAACCUGACCCAGAAAGGGACCUUCAUCCUCGGAACAACUUGCUCUGUGCAAGCCCAAUUAGCGACGACGACGAUGAUGAGUUUGAGGCGCCAACUGUCCAGUUGCCUCCUUCUCCCGGCAACAGUGACAUGGAGCCUGUUGGGACUCUGCCGGACAUGAGCAGAAAUGGUUUCUUCCUACACAGUCCUGACAGCUUCGAGCGCUGUUCCCCCAUUCCAAACGGAUGCCUGCAUUUUGAGUCCACACUAUUCGACAGCAGCGAUGUAAAGGGGGACGAUGAGGAGGGGGACAGCGGCGAGGAACUCGCGCCUUUUGGCCACUCCCCACAGCCGAGUCAGGAUCGAACUGUUACAGAGUGUAAGACCACAUGCGACUCAGGGGUGGAUAAAAGAACAUACAAACCUACAGUCUUUAAUCUAAUGUCCAAAACUAUAUCUGAGCUCAACCCUACACUAAGCCCCAGCGCGCUGCCAGACAUCUCCAUGAGAGAUGGGUGGAGUUUGGGUGAGGAAUCUGACAGUGAUGGUGAACUUCUCUCCCCUGUUGACCCAGGACUUAUCUCACCAGGUGGCACCAACUCUAAUUCCAACAGCCCAAAGAAAAGGCCUCUUCCUGCAGUGAAAUACUUGGAAGGGGAUUUGGUGUGGGCAAAAUUCAACAGACGGCCCUGGUGGCCCUGUCAGAUCACAAGCGACCUGGAUCAGGGGAUUCACACUAAGAUGAAAGUUCCCAGUCCUCGUCCUUGCCGGAUGUAUUUCUUGGAGACGAUUGGCGAGAUUGUAGAGUCUUCCUGGGUCCCAGGGAACGUUAUUCUACCUUUUGAAGGAGGCCAUCAGUUUGAAGACCUUCCUGUUCUCAGGCGGCGAGGGAAGCAGAAGGAGAAAGACUACAAGUAUACGAUACCCAAAAGUUUGCUGACUGCGUGGAAAGUCAGUGUAGCAGAAGCUGAGUAUCUGCUCCCGGGUCGGCAAAGGAAAAGUGAAACUGUGCUGUCAGUGUCGGUCAAAGGAGAUGAACGUAUACCCAGCCCGCUCCCUAAUGAGAAGGCACACAAGAGCCCGUCUGUCUCUGUGGACUCCAGUGAACCUCCAGCAUCUUCUACAGCCUCCAAUGGAAACGAGCACCAUCUCAUCAAAAACUCUACAAAUCAAGGCAAUAACAAUAAAGCUCAGAAGAAGAAAAAGAAGUGUCUGUCAGACAUAUUUGGUCAUAUAGUCAGUGGAUCAAAGGAAUCCUCCACAGGCCAGCUUCACACAGCACCGCGUGCACUGAAAGAAGAGCCGAAGGACUCGCCUUAUGCUGACCUGGAUUCAGUUCCGAUGCUGCAUCGACCGAAACGCACAGCGCUGUCUCCAGUGCACAGUAUAGAGGUCCAAAGAGAAAAAAGUUCAACAAAGGCUAAAAAGAGUACAGAAAAAGUGAGCCGGGGUGCAGGCUCAUUUAGCAGCUUAAAAAACAAAAGGACAUCAAAAAACACAAAUUCUGGCCAGAGGUUGGACAGCUGUGUUGAAAGUGAAAAGACCUCGGUGGAUCUUCCUGCCAGCAGUGGCCUGAUGACGAGGGCUCUGCAGGUGGAGGAAGACACCGAUUUCAAAGAUGCAGUGGCCACGAGCCGCUUCUCAGCAGAAGCCUCUGCUGAUGAGUCUCCUGCUAAUACACCUACUAAUGCUUCCAUGAACACUGAAAUGUCUCCUACUCGGGAAUCCUCCUGCAGUGUAUCACUGUCUGUAAACCACAGCUCUCCAAAAAGGCGUGCAAGGAAGCUUGAUAAGAAGCUAAUUCGUAAUGGCUCAUGGAUUAAGUCCAAGUGUGUGGCCACGACUGAGUCCACUUUGCAACCUGUUAAGAUCAAGACAGAAAGCACUGUCAGGGAUAUCACAACCACUUCUCAGUCCUUGUCCCGGUCACCGAUGGAUUCCUUUCCAGAUAUCCAGGAAAUAAAGUUUAAAUCUCUUGCAAAGGAGGACAGCAGUGACUCUGAAACUGCUGCAUUUCGUACUGAUUCCAAUUAUAAAUUCAGUACUUUUCUGAUGCUUCUGAAAGACCUGCAUGAUACCAGGGAAAAAGAAGGCAAACCGCUGACAAUCCCUCCAUCACCUACUCUAAUCAAAGAGGAACCCCUAGUGAUCCCUGCUUCCACAGAUGUUGACACUCCCAAUGGUUCUUGUGAGGGAUUAACUCAUGGGGUCAAACUUGAAAAUGGCCAGUCACGCAAAUCCACAAUACCCCACAGGACAGAGGAAAGGACAAAGAUUAGGACUAAAGGCAUCACUGGAACUGACACCAACCACUGUGAAGACUCUCCUGUUCGUACUCUGCCUGGAAGCUCAGAAAAGCAACGUAGGAAACAAAGAUUACCCGCCAAACUUAAACUUAGCAUAUCUGGCCUUUCCUCCGACCUGGCCGACAUGGCUUACGGCAGGGAGUUUGUUAGCGGCCAUGCCGAUUUGGCCGAUUCGGGAUCGGUUCCUGUUGUCGCUGCCGAUCCUUCCACCAGCUACCUCGAUAGCAACUCAGAAGCCAUGUUGGCUCCAAAGAAGCGCUGGCAGGUGGUUGAGGAGGCUGCCGAGAGGAAGGGCGAACUCCUGAGUGAGGCGUCUGAUGAGAUGAUGGCAUCACCGGAUCUUGAACCGGGGGCUGAGAAGUGCACGGAGAGUGACUCGCAUUUGUCCGACGGAAGCAGCUCAGCCGAGAACAAACGCCUCCGGAAACCCACCAAACGUCUGUUGGAGUCGACCGAGGAGUACGAACAAAUAUUUGCCCCAAAAAAGAGAUCAAAGAAGCACUUGUCAGAAUCUUCCCAAAUGCAGACUUCAGGGAUUGCAGCACUCCACGACCUCAGCAUCACGUCAGAGACCGUUACCCCAGCCUCUCCAUCAGACGAGCCCGCCGAGGCUCCGGCAGAGUUGGAAAAGAGUCCGUCUCAGGACGAGCUUUCUCCUGCAGCACCUUCGGUAGCUUCAGUCACGACACAGCCCCCCUUUGACCCGGACACCCCAGAGGAAACUGAUCUACCUCCUGAACCAGAGACGGAAUUGUUAAUCCAAGAAAGAAAGAGGCCGAGAAAGCUGUCGCACAAGGUGCUGGACUGUAACAUAGAAGAGGUGCCUGCUGCUCCUGCAAAGAAGAAGGAGCAAAAACGUCACAGUGCAAUUACGUCAGAGGCGAAGGUGUUGGUGAAGAAAAGACAGUUGGGAUUUGUGAAGAACAACAAGCCCAUGUUCAGCACAUCCUCUUCUCCUGCUGCUGCUUCUGCUGCCUCCAAGCCCCCAGAGAGCAGAUCUCCAAGCCCCAAAGGAUCCAAGACCCCUAAUCAGGAGGCUGAGGUGGAGGCCUGCAGCACCGAGGAGAAACAAAACACUGGAACACUAACUCCCAAAGCCGAGGUGCUGCCGGCCGGCUGGAAUGACAGUCUGUCCUCACAGGUGGAUGUAAAAGGCAAAAUAGGAGCUGCAUCCUUGAAGGAGAGUGUCUGUCAGGUGUGCGAGAGGACGGGAGACCUGCUGGUGUGUGAAGGCCACUGUUACGGAGCUUUUCAUCUACAGUGCAUUGGCCUGUCGGCGCCUCCGAAGGGAAAAUUCCUCUGUCGCGAAUGCAACGCUGGCGUUCACGCGUGCUUCGUGUGCAAGAAGUCCGGAGAUGGGGUGAAGCGCUGCAUAAUCCCGCUUUGUGGGAAAUUCUACCACACGGACUGUAUAAUGGCCUACUCGGCCACCCAGCCUCACAACAAAGGCUUCCGCUGCCCCCUGCAUGUGUGCCUGUCCUGCCACAUUACCAAUCCCCUCAACAUCUGCAGCUCUAAAGGUCGGUUGGCUCGAUGCGUUCGCUGUCCCGUCGCCUAUCACGGCAACGACAACUGCAUGGCAGCGGGCAGCUUGGUGCUGGCGAACAACAGCUUCCUCUGUCCGAACCACUUCACUCCUCGCAAAGGCUGCAAGAACCACGAGCACAUCAAUGUUAGCUGGUGCUUUGUCUGCUCUGAAGGGGGCAGUCUGCUGUGCUGUGAAGCCUGUCCUGCUGCUUUCCAUCGGGAAUGCUUGAAUAUGGAGAUGCCACAGGGUAGCUGGUUCUGCAACGACUGCAAAGCUGGAAAGAAGCCCCGUAUUAAGGACAUCCUGUGGGUCAAGUGGGGGCGUUACAGGUGGUGGCCUGCUGAAGUCUGCCUGACCAAAGAGGUCCCAAAUAACAUCUUAAGGAUGAAACACGAGGUGGGAGAGUUCCCGGUGCAGUUCUUUGGCUCCAAAGAUUUCGUGUGGACAUACCAGGCCAGAGUGUUCCCCUACAUGGAGGGCGAUACUCACAAUAUUGAAAAAAUGGGCAAGGGUGCAGAUGCAGUGUACAAAAAGGCACUGAAUGAAGCGGCCGAGCGUUUCAAAGAGCUUCAGGCAGAAAAGGAGCUGAAGCAGCUUCAGGAGGACAGAAAGAAUGACAAGAAGCCUCCUCCAUACAGACACAUUAGGGUAAACCGGCCGAUCGGGAAGGUGCAGAUUAUCACCGCUGACCUCUCGGAGGUUCCACGAUGUAACUGCAAGGCGCUUGACGAGAACCCGUGCGGCAUCGACUCUGAGUGCAUUAACCGUAUGCUGAUGUACGAGUGUCACCCUCAGGUGUGCGCGGCAGGGGACCGAUGCCAAAAUCAAUCUUUCACAAAGCGCCAGUACACACCUGUGGAGAUUUUCAGGACUCUGUCCUGCGGCUGGGGUAUGCGCGGCUUGUCGGACAUCAGGAAGGGAGCUUUUAUCAGUGAAUACGUGGGCGAGGUGAUAGAUGAAGAAGAAUGCCGCGCCAGGAUCAGGCACGCUCAGGAGAACGACAUCUGCAACUUCUACAUGCUUACACUGGACAAAGAUCGCAUCAUUGACGCGGGGCCCAAAGGCAACCAGGCUCGCUUCAUGAACCACAGCUGCCAGCCAAACUGUGAGACUCAGAAGUGGACUGUGAAUGGGGACACCAGAGUGGGGCUGUUUGCUUUACAAGACAUCCCAAAAGGUGAGGAGCUGACUUUCAACUACAACCUGGAGUGUCGUGGCAAUGGGAAGACCGCCUGUAAAUGUGGAGCACCCAACUGUAGCGGUUUCCUGGGUGUCCGGCCAAAGAACCAGCCAGCAGCUGAGAAAAUGAAACCUAAGGAAGGAAAACGGAAGGGCACUAUGAAGAAGAAGACCAAGCAAGAGGUGACCAAGGAGAGGGAAGAUGAGUGCUUCAGCUGUGGUGACGGGGGUCAGAUAGUUUCCUGUAAGAAGCCGGGCUGCCCAAAGGUCUAUCAUGCUGACUGCCUCAACCUGGCCAAGAGGCCUGCAGGCCGAUGGGAGUGUCCAUGGCACCAGUGUGACGUAUGUGGCAAAGAGGCGGCUUCAUUCUGCGAGAUGUGCCCCAACUCGUACUGUAAGGAGCACAGAGAAGGCAUGCUCUUCAUCUCCAAGCUGGACGGAAAAUUGUCCUGCAGCGAGCACGACCCUUGUGGGCCCGACCCGCUAGAGCCAGGGGAGAUACGCGAAUACAUGCCCAACACGACCUCCAUGAGGCCUGGGGCUGUUGAUGCGCCCGUCGCCCCUUCUUUUGUCCCGGUCACCAGACGAGUGGCUCCUUCCGCUCCCGUCUCUGCCCCGGCCAGCCAAGCGACUUCAUCGAGGCAAGCGCCUCCUCCUCGUCUCUACAUCAACACCAAGACUGCUACCUCAAGCUUCGUCCCCUCCGGCAGGUCCUACCUCACGGGCAGAACUGACGAGAAAGCUCUCUCCACUCCUGCCUCCUCCGAGGCAGAGAGGGAGGACGGGGAGGUGGAGGAUGGGGAGGUGUGCGGGUUGGACGUGGACGGUGUGGAAGACGACGAUGAAGAAGACGAAGAUGAAGAAGAGGGCGAUGAGGAAGAGAAUGAUAUGGAGGAGAUGGAGAUAGUAGAGGACGAGGAGGAUGAGCCACUGUAUGGAGGAAAUCUGCCAGAGGAUGAUGAUGAGGAGGACGAGGGCGGGGACGAGUAUGACACUUGGGGUGAUUAUGUGGAGGAAGACGACGGAGAGGUGGAGGGCGAGGACUCGGAGGACUGGGGGAGAGUGGAGGAUGAUGACAAGUGACUGUUCAUCCUGUCCUUCCUUAUAUCUCAGCAGCAAAACUCAGUAGACAUUGAAAGGCCUGAAAGAGUUUCAUAUUUUGGUACCUACUUGAAUGCAACACUGCCUUCACUUUGGUACAACAUUGCCUUCUCAUCUGCACACCGCUGGACUGACAGCAGGGAUGAGUACUGGUGCUAAGGCUUCGACGGCUGCUUCACUCAGCCCCUUUCUACUUCUGUUGAUAUGUAUGUGUCUGGUGCUGUUUUGUUCUCUUGUUGUUUCUCUUAACAAUGUUUACAUUAUUUGGCCUUUUUUUUUUUUUUUUUUAAGAAAAAAAAAAACUGUUUGGAAUAUAAGAAAAAAGGUGGGAAGCUUCACCUGACCAAACUGUCAUCUUAAGGGCAUCUUAUGUUGUUGUCACUGUCUUAACUUUGUCUUUCCAAUCAGAGGAGUCCUCAAAACAUUGUUCUCACAUGUCCGUGUUACAGUUAGGCAGAGGGAGUACCUGCCUGGUGCUUGUGACGAAUGCAGAAAUGAACCCACUGGAGUCUUCUUGCUAUAAAUGAUCUUCUCACAACAAAAA
This is a messenger RNA of Neolamprologus brichardi, 7324 nucleotides long. NCBI's taxonomy places the organism in Eukaryota, Metazoa, Chordata, Actinopteri, Cichliformes, Cichlidae. The record is from RefSeq and is a predicted model, not a curated record.